CCUGCCGCCGCCGCCGCCAGUGCCGCCGCCAGUGCCGCCGCCGCCGCUGUGCCCUCGCCCCGGAGAUGUCCUUCCCCCAGCUGGGCUACCCGCAGUAUCUCAGCGCCAGCCAGGCGGUGUACGGGAGCGACCGGCCCGGGGUGCUGGCCGCAGCCGCCGCCGCCGCCGCCGCCGCCGCCGCCGCCUCGGGCCGGCCCGCGGGCGCGGAGCUGGGCAGCGGCUCGGCCGCUGUCACCUCGGUGCUGGGCAUGUACGCCAGCCCCUACAGCGCCCCUAACUACAGCGCCUUCCUGCCCUACACCGCCGACCUCGGCCUCUUCUCCCAAAUGGGCUCCCAGUACGAGCUGAAAGAUAAUCCGGGUGUCCACCCUGCUACCUUUGCUGCCCACACUGCCCCCGGCUAUUAUCCCUACGGACAGUUCCAGUACGGGGACCCGGGGCGGCCCAAAAAUGCCACCCGGGAAAGCACCAGCACCCUCAAGGCCUGGCUCAACGAGCACCGCAAGAACCCCUACCCCACCAAGGGCGAGAAGAUCAUGCUGGCCAUCAUCACCAAGAUGACCCUCACCCAGGUCUCCACCUGGUUCGCCAACGCCCGCCGGCGGCUCAAGAAGGAGAACAAGGUGACCUGGGGCUCCAGGAGUAAGGACCAAGAAGAUGCAAACCUCUUCGGGAGUGACAAUGAGGGGGACCCCGAAAAGAAUGAAGAUGAUGAGGAAAUCGACCUGGAGAGCAUAGACAUAGAUAAAAUCGAUGAGAACGAUGGAGAGCAGAGCAACGAGGAAGAGGAGGAGAAGCCCGAGCUCCUGAGACAAAGCAGUGAAGAGGAACACCUGGAAAAGGAGAAGGAUUUGGUGCUGUCAGGGUCGGAAGGGCUGAAACCCAAAGACGCGCUGGCCAUGGUGAAGGAGGCCUCUGACAACAGCACGCGAAUCAUCAGUCCCGGGGGACAGAACAACUUACAGAUGCCAUCUCACAGCAAACCCAAGAUUUGGUCGUUGGCAGAGACGGCAACCAGUCCUGACGGUGCCCUGAAGUCUUCUCCCCCUCCGCCCGCUCCUCCCCAGGUUAACCACACUUCUCCACAGAUCCAGCACCCCGCUUUUCUCCCUAGCCAUGGACUCUACACAUGCCAGAUUGGCAAAUUUCACAACUGGACAAAUGGGGCUUUCCUCACUCAGAGCUCCCUGCUAAAUGUGAGGUCCUUUUUGGGAGUAAAUCACCACCAUGCUGCUCAUCACAAUCACCACCUCCAGGCCCAGCAACAACCUUCUGUUUUAACAGCAACCCUGGGAGCCCUAAGCAGUGAAAAGCCUUCAGAGAGGACCAGUCCCAAACACAUAGAAAGAGAAAAUGUACCAAGAACUGAAUCCCCACCUCAGCCGCUAAAAUCGCCCUUCCAGCCUGUCCGCGACAACUCUUUGGCUCAGCAAGAGGGAACACCGAGAAUUUUAACAGCUCUCCCUUCCGCUUGAUUAAAUGGUUUGGUGAAAAAAUAUUACAGAGACUGGUAUUAAGGACAGAAAAAAAAAAAAAAAAAAAAAAAAAAAGGAAAGGAAACGAUAUGAACGACUCCCAUCAAUCUCUUUUUGCAAUAAGGUGGUGCAAAUCCAUAAAAGCGAUUACACAAAUCUGUAGAUGGAUCCCUUUCUUCAUUGUACCAUUUCAGAUCGUGUUAUUCUAACCAUUCCUGGAUUAUUUGUUUGGUAAAUGUUUCCCAUGUGUUUGUGUUUUUUCUGUAUAUAGAGUGAUUUCAGAUUGUAAAUAGCGCGUCAGCAAAACUUGUCUAAAUCAUAUAUUUUUGUCUAAUAAACUAAAUGAAAUUAUGAGCUCUCUUCAGGUAUGUAUUCUGUUGCUGCAGAUCUUAUACAUAUAUUACAAGUCUAUUCAAACAUCUAUAAUUUGUUUUCUAAAAAGCCAAGUCUUUUUGCCUUUGGGUAUCUGAAACUUCAAAUACCAAAUCCAACCUUUUAAUGACUCCUGUAGCUGUUCGAGAGCAGGCUGCGAGCUUCCCUUUUCAUACAUGUAAACUUAAGAACCUGAGUGAAGCUGGUUCUUGACUACUAAAAUUAAAGUUAUUUUUUCAAUUGUGAUGAACCAGACGUGCUCUGUAGUAUCAAUUUUCCGAACAUAAAUGGAUCUGAACUUCCACUUACGGUAUAAAAUACAUUCUUGAAAAUGAAAGGGACAAGUUUUCUCACGGUUCCCUAGUGUAUAACUUUGCUGUCCAAACCGGUUCCUAAAUUGGAUCAAGAGCUUUAGCGCUUUGGUAUACUUUCUGACCGAAGCCGAAAAAUAAUAAUAAAAAAAAAGAAAAAACAAAAAAAAAAAAGAGAAGAGACUAGGAAAUAGAAUUAUUUGUAACGAUUUAUACUUUAAAUAAACAACAGAGGAAAUAUGACUGUGAAAUAUUUUUUCCCUGUGAGAUUAAGCACAAUUUUAGCAGGAAAAAAAAAAAUAAAAAAAAUGGCAGCUCUUGCUCUUCCCAGAAGAAAGUUCUGCGAUUACGAUCUGUUGGUUAAAAAGAGGCUGAGACAAUCUAUCGGUUUAUAAAGGCAUUAAUCUUCCGAAGACGGUCCGUUAAAAUGUGUAAUAUUUUGAGUGUUUACUUCUUUUUUCUCCUAAAUGAGAACACUAAAUGAGCAUUGAGGUGCUAAUAAGAUACCAGAUGGUUGUUGAUGGUGGAAAAUGGAAAGAAGCAGCUGGGAAAGUCAUUAAGAAAUAAUGUGGUGACGCCCUAUCCAAACUGAACCAACCUCAAACCGGGACUUGUCGGAAACAAGAUGAGAUUUUCAAAUAAAAUAUUAAUAAAAUUCUUGUCAGAGAUCA
Messenger RNA from Tyto alba (common barn owl), 2829 nucleotides. It is a transcript of the gene IRX1, whose product is annotated as iroquois homeobox 1. The transcript has 4 exons. Bases 66 to 1475 code for a protein of 469 amino acids. Gene Ontology annotation, molecular function: RNA polymerase II cis-regulatory region sequence-specific DNA binding; DNA-binding transcription factor activity, RNA polymerase II-specific. NCBI's taxonomy places the organism in Eukaryota, Metazoa, Chordata, Aves, Strigiformes, Tytonidae. Gene Ontology annotation, cellular component: nucleus. The record is from RefSeq and is a predicted model, not a curated record. Gene Ontology annotation, biological process: cell development; regulation of transcription by RNA polymerase II; neuron differentiation.